Hyposmocoma kahamanoa is the source of this 1660-nucleotide messenger RNA. It is a transcript of the gene tsl, whose product is annotated as torso-like protein. Bases 89 to 1120 code for a protein of 343 amino acids. The record is from RefSeq and is a predicted model, not a curated record. Lineage: Eukaryota; Metazoa; Arthropoda; Insecta; Lepidoptera; Cosmopterigidae. The transcript has 8 exons.
UGGAGGAUGUUAUCAUUGUCGCCCAUGUUUCUAGGAAGUCUUUUUGAACUUUGAUGGGAUUAAACUGCUGGUCAGCAGUGUCGGUGUGAUGGUACGGGGGCACACGGUGCUGCUGCUGGCGGUAGCACUGUGCAUGUGCCGCGCCGCAACCACACUCGACUCAGAACUUGGCGUUGGCAAGGCGAUUAACAUAUUUAUGAGAUAUGGCUACCUCAGCAUCUGCAUGCGCGUGGUUCCCCGCAACGAUACUGAGGGCUGGGUUUUCAGAGAACCCACGGUCAGCGUGUUCAGAGACGUGGAGAGGUUCUCGAUUGCUCCCAAGCCUCGCCACGCCAAGACUAUCUUUGACGGAGACUUCCACAUGGAGUUCUGCGAUAACCUGAAGCAGCUUCUGCAGGCCUACUUUAGGGAUUUUAGUUUUGAAAGGUUAGAGCGUCCCUGGCGCGCGUUCACGGCUGGCUGGCCGACGGAUAUAAUGGCGAGGAACCUCGGCAUUAACUCCUCGUUCAUCACAGGAGAUCACUGCUACGUACUCGUGAGAGUCUCCAGAUUUAGAGAAACUGCGAAACUGAACGACCUGCCUCCAAACGUAGCAGUGGAAGACGUUGUCUUCGAAGCUAUCCAGGACUCGACAAUUGGAGAUACAGUAUCCAUAGCCGACUUCAUCAGGAAAUACGGGUCUCACUACAUCGCUUCGUAUAUCACUGGUAACUCUUUAUACCAGGUAUUUGUGUUCUCCCGCGGCGUGUAUUCUCGUAUCAAAGAGCGAGUAAAGUCUCGAGGAGUUUCAGACAUUCCUCCUUCAGAAAUGAGCAACUUUUUCUCACCGUUCUUCGCUGAACACGUCGGAGCCGUCAAGGUGGCCAGUGGCAACAAGACAGUAGAAAACUGGGCAACGAAACGCCUCAGAGUUCAUUACUAUAUCUUCUCGUAUCCCAGCCUUCUAAAACUACACGGGGAACCUUCUCUAUUAAGAAGUUUAGACACGUUACUAGGAAACGAAGCCUUAUUACAAUUAGAAUUAAAAACAUUAUCGCCUGCCUUCAAAGAUGUGAAGAAAAAGAAGUGGUUUGAAGAAGUCAUAGACAAUUAUUUGAAAUUGUGGGAGAGUAAUAUGUGAUUGUAGUUAAUUUUUAUUAUCAAGGCUGAUGUAGCGCCAAGUUACUGGUGAUACGGCAAAAAUGGUUAGUAUCACUUGCUAUGGUUACUAGUAACAUCUGCAUACCUAGUAACGACACCACUUGGAGCGUCUUCAAAUUAGACGUUAGUGAACUAAAAAUUACUGAAGCUGUACAGACGCGUAGCUGCCGCACCACAGUCGCGCUAGUGCAGCGCUUUUUUUGUCUACUUUGAAGACGCCCUUACGUCAUAGAUAGAUUGGUAGUUUUAUAAGUUUCUUUUGAACCUUUCAGAUAUGUACUCACUUUAAACCAGAGUUUCUUAACCUGUGGUCCAUAGGCCCUUAAGGGGUCCGUGUGUUGAACGCCAGAGGUUCAUGACGAGCCUACCUAACAUGUUACAUUAAUAUUUUUUUUAUAACAUCAAUAUAAAAAAUGGUAUACAAUAUGUUGUGAGCAAAUAGGUGCAGUGACCUUUUUGAAUUUUCGCGCCCUUUGACGGCUAUACCUUGUAGAAAUUAGCGAGCAUCCUGAAUGCAACC